CGCGCGCAAAUCGGGCAACACUCCAGCGAUCGUGUGGCUGUCGUACUGGCCGCAAGGGCGCGCGCUUCUCACCUGCCACAGGUGAGUUUCUGAUUCCCAGUCAUCUUGUGCCUUCAGUCUGGCUCACCCUCUCCUCGGACACGUAGCAGAAAACGCCUCAAGUCGAGCGCCCCCACAGCAGUAGCUACCUGUUGAGCUCCUGCGACCCAUUCACCUGUGUCCCAGAGCCACCUGUGCUCCUCCCGGGGCGGCAAGAACGCCCGGAAUUCCCGUGACGAGAGUGUGACUCCGUGUGUGUGUGUGCGGACGACGCAAAGUGCAUUGAAACUUGAGCAAUUCCAUUAAGUAUAAUGACGAUUCCGCUUCGAUGCCUCCAGUGAGAAGUUGGAAGGCUUGUUCGCCAGACAUUUCCACCUGAAAAAGAGGAGAAGAAGAGAGAGAUUGUGCCGUGGCGAAGUGUUCUCGAGACGGAGUCUAACGGUACCUGUUGCGUCCGGACUCUUGUGUUGACACGUGUGUGGCCCUCUUGAGAGGACCUGCAACCGGAUCACCGCAGCGAAGCGCCUCCGUGGCAUCUCGGGAUCCCGGAGACUUGACCGCAGCAGCACCUCUGCCGUGGACAAUUUCUCCGCGGCCUUCUUGGGGAAUUUCUCUCGGAAGAGUGGCCGUUUCCCCAUCGCCAUCGAGAGUGAAGGAGGAGGCGAAGAAGGGCAGAGAGGCGCGCGCGAAGAGCACCUUUACACUCUUGCCCGCGGAGCGUUACGUAACACGCAUCUUGGGGAAGGUGAAAAAAGGCAGUGAAGAGAAUCAACAAAUCAUCAAUGGCAACAGAAUACUCAAUAACCAGUUCUGCUGGAUUCUGACCACAUCUCACACGAAUGGGUGGCUCAGGAGGUGCCGGAUAUCAAGCAAUCACAGCCGGGAAUCCCUGCGCACUUGACUGAGACCGAAGGCACUGGAGAUCGCGCCUAAACGCCAGGAAGAGAGAGAAAUAGAGAGAGAGAGCGAGAGAGUGAAGGAAGAGCAGAAGUGAGACUGUUGGAAGAUGCUGAUGCCGGGACACGUUGUCUCCCUGUAUGUGGCCACGUGCGGACUGGGCGGUCCUGGCCUGGGCUCUGACGAGAAGGAGGUCGUCCUGCUCGUCUACGUGAUCAUCGAUGCCAGCACGACAAAUAUUGUCGGUGUGCAACAGUACCUAGUCCGUCCGGUGGGACACUUCAGCAACAAGGAGAAGGCAACGGAACAGCCAAGCUCACCGGACGCCCUGAUAUCACCUGAACUGUCCAUCACGGAGUCUUUCCUGCAAGUGGCUGGGCGCCCACUCGGUGAAGUUAUCGAUCAGUUUGACGCUUACGCACGCUCUCUGUCCAUCGAUCCGACGAGUCCGAACUUUCGCAUAGUCACAGAUGGGCAACUGGCGCUGCGUCAGUCGCUUCACCCAGAAGCUAGUGCCAAAGAUAUCCAAUUGCCCUCCUACUACUGGCGAUUCAGCGACCUGCGAAAGGAGAUGGUGCGGUGUAAGUCGGGCGACCUGUCCAGGGCGCUCAUUCCUAUCACAGAUGCCAAAAAACUAGUCAAUAUGCCUAGUUUACCACCUCUUCCGGGCAGCAUAGCUGACAUGCUUACAGAACUGGAACUGAAGCCCUAUUCUGAUUCGGAUUUUUAUGUGAAGGAGUCUCGUGAUAUGGUGACGAUAAUUCAGGCUCUCUUGUCAGCAGGUCAUAAAUUUGAAUGUACAGAAACGAUUAACCUCGCUCUUGAACCAGGAAUUUGCUCAAUUGACGAUGAGAUUGAUGGAUCGUGCAUAGUGCGCGCCAGAGGUCUUCCGUGGCAGAGCAGUGAUCAAGAUAUUGCAAAGUUUUUCCGGGGUUUGAAUGUUGCCAAGGGUGGCGUAGCUCUUUGUCUAUCGCCACAGGGAAGACGCAACGGAGAGGCGCUGGUGAGAUUUGUGUCACAGGAACAUCGAGAUAUGGCGCUCAAGAGGCACAAGCAUCACAUUGGCAAUCGGUACAUUGAAGUGUACCGAGCAUCUGGCGAGGACUUCCUGGCUGUGGCCGGCGGGGCAUCCAAUGAGGCGCAGGCGUUCCUCACGAAGGGCGCCCAGGUCAUCAUUCGCAUGCGGGGACUUCCGUAUGAUUGCACGGCGAAGCAAGUGCUGGACUUCUUCUCCACGGGCGACAAUCCUUGCCAAGUGCUCGAUGGGGUGGACGGGGUGUUGUUCGUGAAGAAGCCAGAUGGCAGAGCCACUGGAGAUGCCUUUGUGCUCUUCUCCAACGAGUCGGAUGCCCCGAAUGCCCUCUCGAGACAUCGAGAGUCAAUUGGGCAGCGAUACAUCGAACUCUUUCGCUCAACGACAGCCGAAGUGCAACAGGUACUUAAUCGAUCCAUGGAUCCGAAGACGUAUGAACCACCGGCCCCACCAUUGAUUCCACAACUGCCACAAGUGCAAAUUCCUCUUGUGCCUCAGCACGUCAUCACGAGUGGCACGUCCAAGGAUUGCAUCAGGCUGCGAGGAUUGCCUUAUGAAGCCAAGGUGGAACAUAUUUUGCACUUCUUGGAGGAUUUUGCCAAACAUAUAGUCUUCCAAGGUGUUCACAUGGUAUAUAAUGCUCAAGGACAGCCGAGUGGCGAGGCGUUCAUCCAGAUGGACUCAGAGACAUCGGCGUACGCGUGCGCGCAGCAGAAGCACAACAAGUACAUGGGGAGUUUCGGGAAGAAGCAUCGCUACAUCGAAGUGUUCCAGUGCUCGGGAGAUGACAUGAACCUCGUCCUCACGGGCGGCCUUCACUCACCGGCCAAUCCAUCGAAGCCGCCACUUCUCUCACCCGGUGGGACAAUUGUUGGGCCUCCUUUUGGUGGUUUUCCACCACCAUUUGGGCCCCAUGCGGCCGCCGUGCUGCCGCCGCGAGGACAUCCGGCCUUCUACCCGCCGCCCAUUCUCUACUGGGGCUACCCGAGUCCCCCGGUGUCGCCCACGACCUACUACGGACCUCCGCCGCCUCACGUUCCACCGAACAUCACGCCUCACAAUCAGCCAUCCAUGUUCCCCAUGGAGUACAUGUCGCAGGCGAUUCCCGCCGCCGUGACGGCCAGUCCGACCACCACAAGUCCGGCCAUUUCGCAGCCACCGCAGUUCCAUCCGCAGCAUCAGAGCUUCGCGCCGCAAUCGCCGCCAGCCGGCUUCGUGGCGCCUGUGGCAGCUGCGGAGUCGGGCGCCGCAGCUUCGCAGCAGCAGCAUGACAAGAUCGCCACGCCGCGCGUCCUCACGCCCUCCGUGGCGCCCAGCCAGUACGUCGAGCUCUUCAUCGUGUAGAGACGCCGGCGCGCGCGCGUAGCUUUAGCCUAACAUACUGUUUUUUUUUUCUUUACUUCUCUACACCACAAGAGAGAACAAAUACUUUGUGUCUAAGAUAUUCCGAUCGCGUCGAAUUCUGCAUUGAAUACACAUGCAAAAGCGAUCAAUUGUUGAUUUAUUAAUAUUGUUACAAUUUAUUGUAGAGAAGAAUAAAAACUCGCAAUGAUAUUACAAUGGUAUUUUGUAAGAAAAGUUAAAAAAAAAGAAAGAAAAUGAAGAUGAAAAUGGCAUUGCAAUUCAAUUGCAAUUACAUUGAGCGCUGUUUAUUUGCCAUUAAUAUUGUUUUAUUUAGGAGAAAAAGAAAUGAAGAAAGGAGAAUUGGAAACUCCAUUCGCAACAUUUUUUUUUGAUGUGAAUAUUGUUCUCUCAAAAUAUACAAAAGCUCAUCGAUUAGCAAUAGAAGAAUAUCAUUAUAUAUAUAUAUAUAUAUUUAGAAAUUUAUUUAGUAAACUGUUGAAAUUUGCCAAGAAUGUCCUUUUCCAAGAAUUUGUUGAAUAAGUUUGUUGAGAAAGAGAAUGGCAAGAUUAGUAGAAAGUCAUUGUUCUUGUAAGAAGAUACUUAAUGAAAAGAGAGAAGAUAAGUGUAAAAAUUCACCAUAAAAACAUUUCCGCGCUGCGGAAGGAAAUUCAUAGUUAAUACAUUUAUAUUUUUAAUUGAUUUUGCAAUAAAAACUCUAAAAGUUUACACAAAAUAUACAAGCGAAAGAGAGAGAGAGAGUAAAUGAUAAUGUAGAAGAAUUAUCUUUAAUUUAUUUAGUGAAAUAGUUUAUGUUGAAUUUAUGCUACUAAAUAGCUUGUGUUAAUGAGAAGUGACACACAAUUUUUUUUUUACAAAUAUUCCUUAGGCGAAUUACGUAAUGUAUAAUUUUGCAGCAACUUGUCACAGCGUCUUCCAAUGUUUAUGCAUUAAUUUAUUGAUAUGAUUUUCUCCUCUUCCAAUAAUUGAAUUGCAAUAAUAAGAGGAAAUUGAUGUAUAAACACACAUUUCAUAAGUUACUCUGCAUUAAAUACAAAUAAGAAGAAGAGCAAGAAAACCUAUGAUAUUUUUUUGUAGUAGAAGAGAAUGCAUAUUGUUCUUGAUAUAUUGUUUAGCCUAAAUCUUAGAUAAAGAGAAAAAACGAUAAUUUUUUACACAUGUUAUUCCCAUUUUUUUUUUGUUAAAAGAAAUUGAAACGAGCUGAAGUGAGACAAUCAGAGUUACUCGAAUCGUCGGUGCUUAAUAAUUGUAGAUGAAAAUUAAAUGAUUUCUCACUCGUUUUCUCUCCUCCUGCGGAAAACGAGAGUGAUUCUAGAAAGACAUUUGUCGGAAUUGUAAGAAAACUUGAAAGCUUCUCGAAGUCUUUCAGUUCCAGUUGAAUUGAUUCGCGAAGAGGUGCUAGUCAAUAAAAUGUUGCAAUUGCAUGAGAAUGCGAGCGGCCGUGAGGAGUGAGAAUAGGAUCUUGCGAAGCACAAAAUAUGUUGCAAUACUAUGAUAUGUAUAUUGCUGAUAUUCUACCAACUUUUUUUUUUGUUUAGAGAGAAAAAACCAUAUUUUUCGAUCAUUACAUCAAAAUAAAGAAAAUAUUUUAGAACAUA
Molecule: messenger RNA, 4929 nt
Organism: Phlebotomus argentipes
Lineage: Eukaryota; Metazoa; Arthropoda; Insecta; Diptera; Psychodidae
Gene: fus
Product: RNA-binding protein fusilli
Exons: 14
Coding region: 1046-3313 (755 amino acids)
Biological process (GO): regulation of RNA splicing
Cellular component (GO): ribonucleoprotein complex; nucleoplasm
Molecular function (GO): mRNA binding
Source: RefSeq, a predicted model, not a curated record